GAACUCAAACAUUGAACCUAUAAAUCAAACCAAAAUUGAGUUCAAUUCAAAUACAUAAAGCUGCUUAUUAUAUCCUUCUUUCUUCCUUAAAAAAAAAAAAAAAAAAAAAAGCUUAAUUAACCAAACAAAAGCAAAGUAGUGAUCCCGGCCCUCCUCCACCAUGGCUCAACAACCUCAAGCUCAGAAACCCCACGUGGCGAUUCUACCGUCUCCGGGGAUGGGCCACCUCAUCCCUCUCGUCGAGUUCGCCAAGCGUCUGGUGACAGCCCAUGAUUUCACCAUCACGUUCGUCGUUCCAACCGACGGCCCCGCACCUUCAAAGACCCAGAAGUCCGUGCUGAGCGCCUUGCCGGAGGCAAUCGACCACGUGUUCCUCCCGCCGGUUAACUUCGACGACCUCCCAGAAGGGACGAAGAUCGAGACCAUGAUCACUCUCACCGUGACACGUUCGCUCCCAGCCCUUAGAGACGUUAUGAAGUCCAUGCUCUCGCGUUUCGGUUCGGUCAGCGCUCUCGUCGUCGACCUUUUUGGCACCGACGCUUUUGAUGUCGCACGAGAGUUCAACUUGUUGUCGUAUAUUUUUUACCCGUCGACAGCCAUGGCCUUGUGUCUCUUCCUCCACUUACCAAUUCUCGACGAAACGGUGUCGGGUGAGUUCAGAGAGAUGUCCGAGCCGGUAAGAAUUCCGGGUUGUAUUCCGAUCCCGGGUAAGGAAUUGCUUGACCCAGUUCAAGAUAGGAAAAACGACGCUUACAAAUAUACUCUUCACAACGCGAAACGGUAUCGUUUAGCUGACGGGAUUGUGGUGAAUUCGUUCUUGGAGUUGGAGACCGGAGCCGUAACGGCUUUGACAAAGAGUGAGUCAGGUAAGCCGCCGGUUUACCCAGUUGGACCGUUGGUGAACAUGGAACCGGCGACGAAGGCUGACGAGUCCAAUUGUCUGGCGUGGCUUGACAAGCAGCCACAUGGCAGCGUCUUAUUCGUUUCGUUUGGGAGUGGAGGGACCCUCUCGUCGGAGCAGAUUAAUGAGCUAGCUUUGGGAUUAGAGAUGAGUGAGCAACGAUUCUUGUGGGUGGUGAGGAGGCCCAACGACAAAGUCACAAACGCCACGUAUUUUAGCGGUACCGCCCAAAACGAAUCGUCGUUUGAUUUCUUGCCUAAUGGGUUUUUGGAGCGAACCAAAGGCAGGGGCCUGGUGGUGCCAUCUUGGGCCCCACAGUCCCAAAUUCUGAGCCAUGGCUCGACGGGUGGUUUCCUGUCCCAUUGUGGGUGGAACUCCACGCUAGAGAGCGUGUUCAAUGGUGUGCCACUCGUGGCUUGGCCACUCUACGCAGAGCAGAGAAUGAACGCUUUUAUGUUGACCGAAGAAAUUAAAGUGGCAUUAAGGCCUAAAGAGAGUGAAAACCGUGUCGUUCAAAGGGAAGAAAUUGCCAAAGUGGUCAAGUCCCUGAUCGAAGGGGAAGAAGGUAAAAAUCUUAGAAACCGAAUGAAGGACCUUAAAGAAGCUGCGGCUAAGGCUCUGAGCCCGAAUGGGGCUUCUACUAAAGCACUGUCUGAGGUAGCUGACAAGUGGAAGAACAAGACGUGCAAUUAGAGUACUUUCUCACUCUUUUGUGUACUAUUACCCUGCCCCUUUUAAGAAACCUUUUUUUUUAAUCCUUUUGUACUUUUUUCACCUUUGUUUUCUUUCUUUCUUUCUUGGUUUUCUUUACCAAGUUAUUUGUGUAACCUGUUACUAUGUUGUAGUGUAUAUUAUGUUUGACUAUAAGACAGAUUAGUGGUUAGUGCGCGUAUAAAA
This is a messenger RNA of Humulus lupulus (European hop), 1798 nucleotides long. RefSeq names its product hydroquinone glucosyltransferase-like. The transcript has a single exon. The coding region runs from base 161 to 1594 and encodes 477 amino acids. The record is from RefSeq and is a predicted model, not a curated record. NCBI's taxonomy places the organism in Eukaryota, Viridiplantae, Streptophyta, Magnoliopsida, Rosales, Cannabaceae. Gene Ontology annotation, molecular function: UDP-glycosyltransferase activity.